Messenger RNA from Klebsormidium nitens, 2476 nucleotides. Lineage: Eukaryota; Viridiplantae; Streptophyta; Klebsormidiophyceae; Klebsormidiales; Klebsormidiaceae. The record is from the annotation of a GenBank genome assembly.
AUAACCCCUAGAAGCACCAGGAGUAAUGUGAGCACUUAAUAUCCAGUAUCUUCAUAGGGUUUUUGCGUAACUUCUGAAAAAGAUAAGCGUUACCAUAUGGUCACACUUAGCUACGGUCCUAGUACCGAACUGACAUUUGAUUGAGCUUAGUAGGUUCCCCAACAUGGGAAGACGCGCCUGCUCAAUAGAAAGACAUGAGUCUGCGUAAACGACAGCAUGUCGUCUGCAAGCCAUGUGAAUGCCUCUUCUGCGUACAGAUGUGCCCUGAUUUUGUUGCUCUCAGCUCUAUCUCCUGUCCAAUAUGUAGUCGGCGAGGCGCCUCUGGCCAUAGCAGAUUCUAUCAGCUUAGAGGGAACCACUUCCCAGCCGGUCUUGGAGGCUCCCAUUCCUGUUGACGAGCCGUUUCGUUGCUUCCCCAGAAAGAAUGAGGAUUGUUAUUUUAACAAGUACUCGUCACGUGUUUGGCCUGAUGUUCGACAAAACCUGAGCGCCCUGACCAAGCGGUGGCAGAGGGUUGCGGCGGAGCAGCCUCUUUACCCUGAGGGGAGAUAUCAUGGCUGGGGCAUUGCAAUCUUAUGCGGGCCCAGGGGAAUGAAUAAUCUGCCAGUUGUACUGAAAGUGCUCCGUGAUCUGGGCUGCAAGCUUCCUGUGGAAGUCUGGCACUUUUCGUCUGAGAAUUUGCCCUUUGAGCAUGCAACUUGGAUAUCGCGCCAUCAGAAUGUGAUGCUAAAAAACUUGCACGAUUAUGCUAAGGACAUUGAGGUGGUUGAAACGAACGUGGGCCCGCGCAUGUUUGGCGUCAAGCCUUUAGUUCUCCUGCACAGCUCCUUUGAGGAGGUGCUACUGAUCGAUGAUGACAAUCUUCCUGUCCGGAACCCAGCGUACCUGUUCGAGGAUCAACAGUAUAGAGAGUCUGGGGCCACCUUCUGGCCUGACUACUGGCGAACAAGUACAUUGAACCCUAUUUGGGAGUUGGUGGGCGCUGAGCCCCAUGGUUACGCGCAAGAGAGUGGGCAGCUUUUGAUCAACAAACGGAAGGGCUGGGUCGCGCUGGCAGUGGCGUUGCUAUUCAAUCAGGCGCCAUAUAGAUUGCUCCUCAAUGACGACAAGGAUACUUAUCGCUUUGCUUGGAUGGCCGUGAAGCAGCCAUUCUCGUUUGUGCGCCAGCCAGUUGGAACGACAGGCAUGAUCAACUCUAAAGACGAGCUCUGCGGAACAACAAUGCUGCAGUUUGAUCUGGACGGCCGUGAGAUUUUUUUGCACCAUAAUAUGCUCAGAUCGGGCCCGUUGGAACGGGCCGGCUCAAACUGGGCAAAGGCGAAGGUCCCCAUAGCGGGGCAGAUGGAGCACUUUGUACCCGUCCCUGGGAGCGCGUUGGUGCUUCCGGAUGAGACAACCAUUAAUUGCAUGGAUAUAAAUGGGCGGUACGACGUCAUAUUGCACCCGUUCAAGGAGUUUGAGGAGAAGUAUUUCGACUCCCAUAGAAAAAUGGAAGAUCUGUGGCUCCUAACGAACUCGACGGAGCGUUUCAAAAUUCCAGUGCCGGAGGACUCGUUACUUUCAACGGCCAAAGGAGUAAGCCUACAUGGCACAAUUUGGCAUAAUCUCAGCUUUCCAGCGCCAGAUGAGACCAAAUUGACAAUUCGAUUGGAAAUUGUUGUCAAGGAGGAGGGCCAGGAUGGGGUGGACGAUCCUUCCUGUGAGUCGAAGCUUUGGGUUGACCAGGUGCUGCUACCUUUGGGACGCUGCCCUUCUUUCGGGGCAGUGUCCGCUGGAAAAACGUUUGCCAUGCACAACAAGUAUUACCACAAACUCUUGGCCAAGAAUACGGGGCAAGGAAAGUGCGCGCAGGUUUUUGAGCUAGUUGCGCAACCAUUCACGGGCGUGAUCACUAAGAAGUCUGUAAAAGUGCGACUGUGCGGUCAAGACCGACGUGUUCAUGCUGUGCGGUGUCUCAACACCAGCGUGAAGUUGGAAAUGCCCCGUUGUAGGGGAAAACCUAUAACAGAGGAGUUUUUGUAAUGCGGCAGCCAAUGAGCCCACGCGAAUAGCUAAAGUGGUUGAUGGGGGCUGAAAUAAGCGGACACUGUUGGUAUUCAGAUCAUCGAGUACCGGGCGCUUCUGUGACCGUUCUGACAAUUCGAGUAUGUUAUGCAACCACUGGCAAUCAAGGCCAGAUGGUCCAUGACAGCGGUGUCUUUGGAAGCUACAGUCAUUUGUUGGGUGUACUUGUGGCGCUCAGGCAUAUGACGGUUCCAAGACAUACCAUGGGAAUACAUGGAUUGCAUGCAUGAAGAGCGUGACUCUUGCAGGAUUUUUAGGAUAUUGAAUCUAAGCAAAAGGUGAUUGAUCAGCUAUGAUGGGGCUGCUGCAAGACCAUUGAGAGUCCAGACAGGUCACGCAAUAGGGACGUUACGGAGUGCCGUGACCUACUUUUGAACCUUUUAACACGAAGAUCGAAGACAAGACCGAAAAU